Cantharellus anzutake is the source of this 702-nucleotide messenger RNA. RefSeq lists its product as uncharacterized. NCBI's taxonomy places the organism in Eukaryota, Fungi, Basidiomycota, Agaricomycetes, Cantharellales, Hydnaceae. The transcript is spliced from 4 exons. The record is from RefSeq and is a predicted model, not a curated record. Bases 1 to 702 code for a protein of 233 amino acids.
AUGUCACCAGCAAGAGGAGAGGGCUCAGAAGAUGGUACAGACCAGAAAGUGGAAGGCAUCUGCAGCUUCCAGCAAGCAGAGGUCAAAGAUGGGGAACAAGUGCCAAAGAAAGCUCCCUCUGGAAAACCACAUCAACGUCACCUUCCCCUGGAACAUCAAGAAUUUGACAAUUACCUACUCAAACUCCACCAUCCAGACACUGAUCUACCACCCAGGAUGGACAUGUGGCCAACUAGCAACAUUGAUAUUACUCCAUUCAAAAAUGUCAAUGUCAAUGACACCAAGAAUCAACUUGACCCAGAAGAGGAAAAGUGGGCUGAGUGGGAUGGAUUGACUCUUACAGAUCUUGAGGCAUUAAUAGAUGAUGCUGAGAAAGAUCUGCAAGAUGGUUCACCUGAUAGAAGAGUGCAAUCAGGAGGGGGCACUGUGAUGAGCCUAGACCAGGAAGAUGAGCUCUGCAACCAGGAGACUGCGGAAAUGGGCAUGAAAACACCAAAAGAGCCAAAGAAGAUCCAGAGAAGAAACCCAGGGGAUUGGGAGAAUGUUGACCCUGGGAUGGAUGCCUUCAUUAAUGGCCAUGUCAUCGAUGUAACUCACAUCUUAUGGCUUAGAGAACCACCUGCCAAGUGGCUGCCUCAACAUGCAAAACCCAACUAUGAGAGCUGCUCCUCUCAGCUAGGCAAGGCACUGCAGGACUGGUGA